Molecule: messenger RNA, 735 nt
Organism: Nannochloropsis gaditana CCMP526
Product: thioredoxin domain containing 9
Exons: 1
Coding region: 1-735 (244 amino acids)
Biological process (GO): microtubule cytoskeleton organization
Cellular component (GO): cytoplasm
Source: RefSeq, a predicted model, not a curated record
AUGGAAACCGAGGUUUUUCAGGAAGUGGCCUCCCAGCAAAUAUUACAGCUUGCUCAAGAGGAAGAAGCGAAAUUAGACAGGGAGAUCCAGAAGCUCGAGACUCUCGACGAGGAUGACUUCGACAAACUUCGGCAGCGUCGUUUGGAGAAGCUAAAAAAAGCGGAGCAGCAGAAGCACAUCUACAAACAACUGGGUCACGGGGAGUAUGCUGAGCUGGCAAGUCAGCAAGAGUUUUUCGAUGCAGCGAAGCACAGUCCCCGCGUAGUCUGUCAUUUCUACCGACCCACGGCCAAGUACUGCCAAGUGGUAGACUUUCACAUGGCACGACUUGCGGCCCGACACAUCGAAACGCGAUUCUGCAAAAUAAAUGCCGAGAAGAGCCCAUAUCUGGUCGAGAAGCUGAAUGUGUACAUGAUGCCCACGAUUGUGUGCAUCAAGGACCAAAAAACGACGCACCACAUCAAGGGAUUGGACGAGCUGGGGGGCACGGACGAGUUCUCCUCAGAUAUGUUCGCCUACGUACUCAGCUCCCACAACGUCUUGAACUAUGAUGGUGGCCGGCCUGACAGCCCCACCCAGGCAGCGAAGAAGAAAGGAGUAAAUUCCAUCCGCAUGGCCAUGACAGGCCCCGGGGGCCUCGCGCCUGGUCGACGGGGAGGAACUAGCUCCAUCCGGGAUGGUCUGACCGAGACGCAGUACGAUAGUGACGGGAGUGCAGAGGACGACGUUUUUUAA